GGGGAAUGGGAUGUCCCUAUUUUUCCAGGGCACUUGUGGGGUAUGGGAUCAGGGGUUCAAGUUGGUUUGGGCCUAGUGGCAGGAAUACUGCCUGCCACAAAAUACCUUUGAGUCCAAGCCAAGCCCUUUCCCAACACUGUAGGAGCUAAAUGGCAGAGACGGCAAGAUGCCUCACUAUCCUGCUUAUUUGAAGUCUAUCCACAUUUCACUUGGCUUGCUAUGCCGAAGCAGCUAUGGCUUAUCACCCUUCCAAUCUGACCUGACAGCUUUGAUUUGAAAUGAGUGGGAAUAGCCUCAUAGUUUCUGAGGGGAUGAACGGCCAGCAAUGAAGCUGUCAUACAAUGUGUACAGAGAAUGCUUUGCAAACGGGAGCUGGGCAAUCCGUGUGAAUUACUCCCAGUGUCAGGAGAUCCUCACCGAGGAGAAGAGAAGCAAGUUGCACUACCAUGUUGCUGUCAUCAUCAACUACCUUGGGCACUGCAUUUCCCUGGCAGCACUGAUAGCUGCUUUCGUCCUCUUCAUGCGCCUGAGGAGCAUCCGGUGCCUACGAAACAUUAUCCACUGGAACUUGAUCACUGCCUUCAUUUUGCGGAACGCCACGUGGUUUGUGGUCCAGCUCACCAUGAAUCCAGAAGUCCAUGAAAGCAACGUGCCCUGGUGCCGCCUCGUCACAGCUGCCUACAACUACUUCCACGUCACCAAUUUCUUCUGGAUGUUUGGCGAGGGCUGCUACCUUCACACGGCCAUCGUCCUCACCUAUUCGACAGACAAGCUGAGGAAAUGGAUGUUCAUCUGCAUCGGCUGGUGCAUCCCUUUCCCCAUCAUCAUCGCUUGGGCCAUUGGGAAACUCUACUAUGACAAUGAGAAGUGCUGGUUUGGAAAACGAGCAGGGAUUUAUACUGACUACAUCUACCAAGGUCCCAUGAUACUGGUGCUGUUGAUCAACUUUAUCUUUUUAUUCAACAUUGUCAGAAUCCUGAUGACGAAGCUUCGGGCCUCGACCACCUCAGAGACAAUACAGUACAGAAAAGCUGUGAAGGCUACCCUUGUGCUCCUUCCUUUGCUGGGCAUUACCUACAUGCUUUUCUUCGUCAACCCCGGUGAAGAUGAAAUAUCCCGGGUAGUCUUCAUCUACUUCAACUCUGUCUUGGAGUCCUUCCAGGGCUUUUUUGUCUCUGUCUUCUACUGCUUCCUGAACAGUGAGGUUCGCUCUGCAGUCCGGAAGAGAUGGCACCGGUGGCAGGACAAGCACUCCAUCCGAGCCAGAGUCGCCAGGGCUAUGUCCAUCCCCACCUCCCCAACGCGCGUCAGCUUCCAUAGCAUCAAGCAGUCGACGGCUCUCUGAGGCUGCUGCUCUAAACCGUGGGGCCAAUACCUUUUGCUGAAGUUGUGGGACAGGACAGGACAGGACA
This is a messenger RNA of Podarcis raffonei (Aeolian wall lizard), 1412 nucleotides long. RefSeq names its product corticotropin releasing hormone receptor 1 (gene CRHR1). The record is from RefSeq and is a predicted model, not a curated record. Gene Ontology annotation, cellular component: plasma membrane; neuron projection. Gene Ontology annotation, molecular function: G protein-coupled peptide receptor activity; corticotrophin-releasing factor receptor activity; corticotropin-releasing hormone binding. The transcript is spliced from 11 exons. Gene Ontology annotation, biological process: cell surface receptor signaling pathway; adenylate cyclase-activating G protein-coupled receptor signaling pathway. Bases 326 to 1345 code for a protein of 339 amino acids. NCBI's taxonomy places the organism in Eukaryota, Metazoa, Chordata, Lepidosauria, Squamata, Lacertidae.